Hevea brasiliensis (rubber tree) is the source of this 1909-nucleotide messenger RNA. Its product is annotated as probable 26S proteasome non-ATPase regulatory subunit 3. The record is from RefSeq and is a predicted model, not a curated record. Lineage: Eukaryota; Viridiplantae; Streptophyta; Magnoliopsida; Malpighiales; Euphorbiaceae. The transcript is spliced from 9 exons. Gene Ontology annotation, molecular function: enzyme regulator activity. Gene Ontology annotation, cellular component: proteasome regulatory particle, lid subcomplex; proteasome complex. Gene Ontology annotation, biological process: regulation of protein catabolic process; ubiquitin-dependent protein catabolic process. Bases 212 to 1675 code for a protein of 487 amino acids.
GUUUACCCUCCCUCUCAUGCCCUCUAAACGCUAAACAUUAUACCGUUUUAGCGUAUUGUUUCUUGUCUCUCUUCUCUAUGUCCUUUCUGUCGAUAUUUUCUUAGCUAGACUUGCAGGGAAGGAAAAGUAGAUGUGCAGUGCAUAAACCCUAAUCUUUCUCGGCAGUGGCCCGAUCAACUCAUUUUCUCUCUCAAUUCAAGUAACCUACAAUAUGACUGAAGACGUCGAGAUGAAGGAACUUCCUGCUCCCUCCAACUCCGCCACCUCCUCUUCCCCUUCCACACUCAACCAUUUGAAGGAGAUCGCUUCACUGAUUGAGACUGGUGCCUAUGCCCGGGAGGUGCGGCGGAUAGUGCGGGCUGUGCGCCUGACGAUGGCCUUAAGGCGAAAGCUCAAGGCUCAAGUGCUCUGUGCCUUCCUCAAUUUCGCUCUUAGUCCGGGAUCUGAGCCUCAUAAUCGGCUAGCCGCCCAUCUUCCCAAGGAGGAUGAGCAUGAAAUGGAGUUUGAUACUGCAACAUCUGUUUCUCAAUCUCCUGUGAAACACCCCUUACCAGAGCUGGAGAUAUACUGCUACUUGCUGGUGCUAAUAUAUCUGAUUGAUCAGAAGAAGUACAGUGAGGCUAAAGCUUGUUCAUCAGCAAGUGUUGCCCGUCUGAAGAACCUGAAUAGGAGGACUGUUGAUGUUCUGGCAUCCAGGCUUUACUUUUAUUACUCUCUUAGCUAUGAACUUACUGGUGAUCUUGCUGAAAUCAGAGGUAACCUCCUUGCUCUUCACCGCAUUGCAACAUUGCGCCAUGAUGAGCUUGGCCAGGAAACACUACUCAACCUGCUACUUCGCAAUUACCUCCACUACAAUUUGUAUGAUCAAGCAGAGAAGCUGAGGUCAAAGGCGCCACGAUUUGAAGCUCAUUCAAAUCAGCAGUUCUGCCGGUACCUCUUUUACCUGGGAAAGAUCAGGACAAUUCAGUUGGAGUACACUGAUGCAAAGGAGUCCCUCCUUCAAGCUGCCCGUAAAGCUCCUGUUGCAGCCCUUGGUUUUCGAGUUCAAUGCAAUAAAUGGGCCAUUAUUGUCAGAUUACUGCUGGGAGAAAUCCCUGAGAGGACUGUUUUUAUGCAGAAAGGGAUGGAGAAUGCUUUGAGGCCGUACUUUGAGUUGACAAAUGCUGUUCGGAUAGGGGAUUUGGAACUCUUUAAAUCUGUUGCCGAGAAGUUCUCAACCACUUUCAGUUCAGACAGGACUCACAAUUUAAUUGUAAGACUGCGGCACAAUGUCAUAAGGACUGGGCUUCGCAACAUCAGUAUUUCUUAUUCUCGAAUUUCACUAGCUGAUGUGGCCAAGAAGUUAAGGUUGGACACUGCAAACCCUGUUGCUGAUGCUGAGAGUAUUGUAGCCAAGGCAAUACGAGAUGGUGCAAUUGAUGCAACUAUUGAUCAUGCUAAUGGGUGGAUGGUAUCAAAGGAAACAGGAGAUAUCUACUCUACAAACGAGCCUCAAAUUGCAUUUAAUUCAAGGAUUGCUUUCUGCCUCAACAUGCAUAAUGAUGCAGUUCGUGCACUUAGGUUUCCACCAAAUUCCCAUAAGGAGAAAGAAAGCGCUGAAAAGAGAAGGGAGAGACAACAGCAAGAGCAGGAGCUAGCAAAGCACAUAGCUGAGGAGGAUGAUGAUGAGUUUUAAAUUGGAAUCUGCAAAAGGUUAACUAUUUUCACCAUCAAAUGCUUUCUUGUGUGGCUGUGCAACUUUCUUUAAGAACAUCCCCACAAAAAUGUUAUCGCUUUCCAAUUUUUUUAUGUUCUAAUUUAGGAUUCUGUCCCGUAUUUAAGCAAUAUCUGUUCAACUAUUUUGAGUUGUAUGGUGGGGUAGCUCCUAUUGAACUAUCUUUUAAGUUGAUAAUUAUUUGAUUUUGCUGCA